ACAUAGCGGGAAUCUUGGCCAGCACGUCGCCGCUGGAAGCGCUUAGGCGAGUGAUGCGGAUGUCUUUCGACUACAACAUCAAAACGAUCGUGGGACUUCGUCCACUUAAGCUGAGGGGUACCGUUUACCUCCAGCUGCUCAGCGGCGCACCCAUUCGGAACGAACUCUGGCUGGAGGUGACGGAUCGCGAGCUUGAGUCCUACUUCGCAAACGUGACCAACAUCUUGUGGCGAAACAUGGACGACUCGUCGCUUGCCGCUACUCUGGUUCGUAUGGACAGGGAGGUGUCCCUGCUUCUCGAAGGACCAUCGCAAGACGUGUGGUUUGAUGCUGAAGCUUUCAGCGCGGAACCUGAUUUUCCGCGCGAGCUUUGGGAGGAUCCCCUGAAAGAACUUGUUUCGAACCAGCGUGAUGACGCGAUAAAAGGUGCAAUUUUAGUCACUGAUUACAACCAGACUAGAAGCCUGCUGACUUUUAUUCAGACCUGCCCCACGAGAUUCGCGUCUUCUUAUCUGGUCAUUCACGCCUUGGUCGAGGUGUUGAGGUUCGACUUUGCGAAGCGUUUCGAAGACACGUCCCAGUCCAGAGUACGGCACAUCUGUUUCGAAGCGGUCAAUCGGGCCCUCGCACCUGAUUGGUCGGGAGUGGUCCGUACCCUCCUCUUCACCGACGCACACCUCGCCAAAGUCGCAGCAAUGUUCGACGAUAUAAAGCGUACCUCCACUUCCAAAAUCUGGAACGGCUGGAUGAAUAAAUCGAUGGGCGACAUGGCCCGCACAAAACUUGACAGAACGACCCUAACAUCGCACGGAACGCUAUUUAGGAAUUCCACUCGCGUCGUGUUUCGUCCAACAUUCGAGGGGUUCCUAAACGGCACGUUCAUCUUCAACUACAUAUCGCUUCUGAAAUCUUCACGCCCUCAACGUCUGCAACACCCAAUGGACACGUUGCAAGCAGGGAUCGCAUCCCUUGAGGUACGAGGGCAAGCCCUGUACUCGAACAGGCACAGAACACUCUUUCUACCCUUGAUGUUCCACUACGACCCCGUCUUCUAUGGCGCCAACGUCGCUCCCUACUACAACUACGGAACUCUGGGCGCCAUCUUCGCGAGGGGUCUGGCCGAGGCCAUAGACCCUUUCUCUUCCUGGAACUAUUCGACAUCGAACUGGUGGACGGAAGAGGCGCUGCGCGAGUUCUCGUACCGGAUCUCGUGCUACCGGAACCUCCACGACAACGCCCGGCCCCAGAAGCCCCAUGACGUGGACAAGCUGACUCCAGAGGUCCAGAGCAGUCUGUUCGCCUGGCUUCACGGUUCUCGGGUCGCCUACGCGAGCAUGGAGCGUAACUUCACCAGUUCGUCGACGCGGUUUGCCAAGAAGAGGCAGUGGAAGAAAGCGCAAAGAGUGUUCUUUCUUAGGUUCUGUCUCGCGUCCUGCGGACUGGAGCGCAGCGAACCACUCGGUCCGAGGGAGAAGUGCGUUUGGCCGCUCCUGAACAUGCCCGAAUUUGUGGAGGCUUUUGACUGUCCCGCAAAUUCGUUCAUGAAGGUGCGUCAAAAGUGCCACCUCUUAUGAAUGACGCCGCCGCCACGAGGUUUUAGAGGAAAAUGGGAGCAUGUAUUGUUGUAACUUGUCGGGACUCCAGGUCACCUUAGCAUGCGAAUUCACUAUCGUUGCUUUUCCGACGAUAGCACUAUUUUAACAGUGACACUAAAUAAGGUUUUAAACACAGUUGUCAUAGAGCCUCUCGAACACGACACUGUGUCAAUAAUUUUAUUGCACACCCAAGUCGGUAUUUAUAAUAA
Ixodes scapularis (black-legged tick) is the source of this 1804-nucleotide messenger RNA. Its product is annotated as neprilysin-1-like. Gene Ontology annotation, biological process: protein processing. NCBI's taxonomy places the organism in Eukaryota, Metazoa, Arthropoda, Arachnida, Ixodida, Ixodidae. Gene Ontology annotation, cellular component: plasma membrane. The transcript has a single exon. Bases 54 to 1574 code for a protein of 506 amino acids. The record is from RefSeq and is a predicted model, not a curated record. Gene Ontology annotation, molecular function: metalloendopeptidase activity.